Molecule: messenger RNA, 540 nt
Organism: Ylistrum balloti
Lineage: Eukaryota; Metazoa; Mollusca; Bivalvia; Pectinida; Pectinidae
Product: phospholipase A and acyltransferase 2-like
Biological process (GO): N-acylphosphatidylethanolamine metabolic process
Cellular component (GO): cytoplasm
Molecular function (GO): A2-type glycerophospholipase activity; glycerophospholipid phospholipase A1 activity
Source: RefSeq, a predicted model, not a curated record
AUGAAACUAAAUAAUCAUCGAUACAACGAAAUAACGUUUCGAAAUAGCGAAAACAAAAUUAAAAUGUAUGAAACAGAAUUUCCCAGAACAUUAUAUGCACACUGGGGUGUAUAUAUAGGUGACGAAAAGAACGUGCAUUUAUCCGGAGCUGACGAUGCGGAUAGUGUUGAUGCUUUUACACCAGGUAGCAUGUUUUCUGUUGGUGGAAAGAUGUUUAACAAAGCCUUUGUAAGGAUUGACGACUUUUGGAAAGUUGCCAGUGGACGUAAAACAAGAAUAAAUAAAAGGGACCGGGAUUCCACACCUUUAAAAGCAGAGGAAAUUGUAAAGAAAGCAUACGAAAUGGUUGGCGUCAUUGGCUACAAUAUUCUAUGGAAUAACUGUGAACACUUUGCAUCCUACCUUAGAUAUGAUAAAAGAAGUUCAAAACAGGUAGACACUGCCUUGACAUACACUGCGGCGAUCGGCGGAGUUGCGGCCCUUGGGGACGGUUUCAUGGCUUAUAAAAGUCGCGAGAAGAAAAAUAAAAGUGAACAAUGA